UCUGAUCAUGUGGGAGUGACUGGGAGGUUGACUAUAAACUGACCAUGGAUGCAGGAGAACCCAUUCCCUUCGGUGUUGCAGUAUUUUGUGGCAGUGAGAGAUAAUGAGGGUGCGUAGCAAAGUAUAAAGAGGAACAGCAAGAACUCUAGAGAACUACACACAAAACCAAGGUAGAGAAGUUGCUCUUGGAGGAGAAGUGGGGAUCCAGUAUUUUUUCUCAUUUUAUUUCUGCUGCUGCCAUUCCCUUUAGUGGUCCAUUCUUCUACAGGACAACCAUUAUGAUGGAGAAAACUGCAUUGCUGCUCUUUUAUUGCCUCUUCAUGUCAAUAUCGGGAUCCCCGCUAUACCCGUCCAUCAGGUUUGGCCAGAGGGACACAUCCAUCCUGAUGACAUCUUCUGCCAAGAAUCCAGAGCAGAUAGAAAACACAAGUUCUGCCCAAGAGAGAACAGACUUGCGCUUGGGCCGCCAUGCUGAUGCCAUCUUUACAAAUAGCUACAGGAAAGUGUUGGGCCAAAUAUCUGCUAGGAAGUUUCUUCAGACCAUCAUGGGCAAACGUCUCGGAGACCAAAGUGCGAGCUAUAUGAAACGCCAGUCGGAUAUCUAUGAAGGAACGUACAAAGAAGAUCUGACGUCCAUUCAGAGCAAUCAGAGAUACAGAGGACUUGAUGAAAUGCCAUGAGGCUCAGACUGCAGAGAGGAGAGGACACAGAUACAAACUGGAAGAAGCAUGUAUGAAGAACCAUUUUUGAUUUGUGGUGUGCCCUGAGACUUUUCUACUUUGCUCAAUAAAGGUUGCCAAACACCUGUUCUGGAACACU
Syngnathus typhle (broad-nosed pipefish) is the source of this 819-nucleotide messenger RNA. RefSeq names its product growth hormone releasing hormone (gene ghrh). Gene Ontology annotation, biological process: positive regulation of cell population proliferation; adenylate cyclase-activating G protein-coupled receptor signaling pathway; positive regulation of growth hormone secretion. The record is from RefSeq and is a predicted model, not a curated record. Gene Ontology annotation, molecular function: growth hormone-releasing hormone receptor binding; peptide hormone receptor binding; neuropeptide hormone activity. NCBI's taxonomy places the organism in Eukaryota, Metazoa, Chordata, Actinopteri, Syngnathiformes, Syngnathidae. Gene Ontology annotation, cellular component: extracellular region; perikaryon; terminal bouton. The transcript is spliced from 6 exons. The coding region runs from base 279 to 680 and encodes 133 amino acids.